CGUGACCCAAACAACAUGCCUGCUUCGAAGUUGUGGAUUGUUUGCAUUUCAUUAGCUAGCUGAUUGUGAGCUAAUAUAUCGACCAUGGAUAAAAGGAAAAAGCAAUAUGCCGUAACUGCUUCAUCUGUGAGUUGUUUAGAAUAAUUCAUAUUGUCAAAUGGUCUCUAAUUUUGCUUGUCAGCAGCGUGUGAACCAUAGCUAGCUAGUUAGCUAACGGUAGCUAGUUAGCCUAGUCAGUACACUAACGUAGCAAGCUAGGCUACUUUCUGCUGACAAAUUAGUUAGUAGGCAAACUAACCAUGUUAUAGCCAAAGUAAAUGUAAAAAUAAAAUAAAAACAUGUUCUAUUGUUGUCGAGGUUCAUGGGUAUUCAAAUGGGGGUAACGUUAGUUGCUAUCAGUUUAAACACUAAAAUGGCGACCACAACGCUAUGUUACAAAUUUCAAUGGAGAAUACUUUACUCUCCUCUGCAGCUGGUUGAUCUCAAAGCUGAACUCUACAGGAAACAAGAGCAAUUCAAACAUGAAAAAUUGGUGCAAGAUGCUGGAACUAGUGCCAAAGCCCCCAAAAUCAAGGUAUGUAUUAAACAUUGUACAGGACAGAGACAUGUAAUGAACAGGAUACCACACAUUUUGACCAGGAUAUCCUAACUUUGUCUCCAUAAUAUAAUAUGCCAUUUAGCAGACGCUUUUAUCCAAAGUGACUUAGUGUGCAUAAAUGUUUACGUAUGGGUGGUCCCGGCGAUCGAACCCACUACCCUGGCGUUACAAGCGCCAUGCUCUACCAAUUGAGCUACAUAGGACCAUCCAUAUAACAUCCAUUGUGUUCUUUUCCCUGUGUAGAAACCUAAUGUAUGGAGCAAACAGAAUGAGGGUGUUUUAGAGCGGUCACAGAAAGAUGUGGAACUGGUGGCAGAGGAAGAGAACAACCUUGACAAUGCAAAGUGAGUACAAAGUAGUGAUGUACUACACACUGACAACAUAUUUACUGCACCAUCACUGCCUUCUAUUAGGUCUUCUGUGUAGUAUAGCAAAAGUAUAUCAUUGCUGUUUGUCUUCCAUGUCUCUCUUUGCCCGCAGGCGCAAGCUAGAGGAGAAGGCUAAACUGUAUGAGCAGAUGACCAAAGGAGACUUUCCUGGUAUAGUGUUAUGUCAUUCGGUAUAUUGUACAAGAAAUGCUGUCAUAUCUGUAUGUAAAGUUGACAUGAAGGCCCUGCAAAUACCUUUUGUAUUUCUCACAUGGGAAUUACUAUCCUCUUUUCCAAUGUGUCAGAUGAGGAGACAGAGGGACUUUUCCUGGUGGAUUUCACCCAGAAGAUUAUUGACAAGAAGAGAGAGAAUCAUGCCCAACGAGAGAGUGAGAGAGAGGAUAAAGAGAGCUCUUCCCCCAUCCCACCCCCUGAGAACCCAGGCGAGGAAUGGUAAUGUCUCUACAGCACAGGAAGCCCCAAACUACUGUAUGUCUCAUCUAUAGCAGAAGUGCAGUAUUGGACUGUAGAUGCCAUUGGGUGUUCAAGGGUUAGGAAUUGAAGUAGCCGUUUACUGAUUUCUACUUAGGGAGGACUAUGUAGAUGCUUUGGGACGAUCUCGGAGAUGCAUGAAGAAAGACCUACCAGGGUUCAAGAAAAUGGACCAAGAUUUUCAGGGAAAAAGGUAUAUUUUACUCUGAUCAAACCUUAAAAUGAAUGUAUGCUUGUUUUUAGUAGAAUAUGUUAGUACCAACAGUGCCCCCCCCACCCCCCUUUGUGUGUGCUUGCUUGCUUUUAUGUACACAGACGUGACCCGGCUGAGAAGGACCUGCUGUCAGAGGACAUGCGUAGAGAGCUGCAAAGGCAGGAGUGGGAGAGGGAGGAGGAGGAGGCCAUGAACAGACCUGUGGGACCAAUCCACUAUGAGAACAUCAGGGAGCAAGGUUAGCAAGACACUUGUUACAGAGAUACACUAGUGAACUCAUCAAAUCAAACUCUAUUUACUGUACAUUCUACAGCAAACCCGUAGAGGUGUAUUCUCUGUGGAUUAUGGAUUGACUUGUGCUCUUCCCAACUCUCACUGAUCUCCGUCCUCUUCCUCCUCAAUCUCUCACUCUGCUACUUUUCCUCCCCGUUAUCUCUCCGUCUGUCCACGUCAGAGGCCCGUGAGCUGGGUGUGGGCUACUUUGCAUUCUCUCAGGACCAGGAGCAGCGCAGGAAACAGAGAGAGACUCUGGACAUGCUCAGAGACCAGGUGAGUUGCUCUCAGCCUCCCCUGAGAUUAGGACCUUCUUAUAUUACUUAUCAGUACAUUUAAAUGACUUGAGUUUGAAGCAGAUUGUCGAUGUUCAUUUAUUGAGGUUUCUUUCUUUCUCUCUCCUUCUCUUUCUCAUAGACAACAGACCAGCGCAGUAAGAGGGAGCAGCUGAAGGAGAAGAGGAAGACUCUGCUGGACGCUCGGCUGGCCAAGGUGAGGCAGAGGAAGAUGAAGAAGGCCAAGCUGGAUGGAACUGAGGACAACCAGGGAGCUGAACACAAUCAAGGUUAGAGGAAACUCCCACAACAAUACAGCAUCCGGGACAAUGACAACUGAUCACUCUAGAUUUAAUGGCUAUGACUAUAGUGCUCUGUAUUCUUUGGGCUGUAGUGAAUGCUGUUGUAAGUGUUGUCGGUUGUAUAACUUCUCUCAGAAGAGGAGGAGGACCUGAUUGGGCCCCUGCCCCCAUCAGAUGGAGCCCCUGAAGAGGCCCCUGCAGUGAAGAAGGUGGAGGUGGAGAUCCAGGAGAGGAGGGACACCAAGCCAGGAGUACCCCACGUCAGAGAGUGGGACAAGGGCAAAGGUAAACGCUACUCUUUGUUUGGGGCUGACACAAUUGGCAUGGGUCUUUUUAUAAUUAAUGGUGAUCAUUGAUGAAUCACUGCCACCACACUAGCUCAACACGUAUAACACAACAAAGUCGAACAAGAGAGAUCUAGGUGUAACCAAGGCCUGUCAUCUCUGGGUAUUUCCUCCAGUGGGACACUGAAGAGUGGUAUGCUGCCUGGGGGAGGGGUUAAGUCAUUAACUAACUGUCUUCUCUUUCCAAUAUGACAACACGUUCCUUUCCUAGUGGACUUUUUUGGCGAGUGGACGAGUCGGCGGCGGGAUGAGAGGGAGUCUGAAUUCGCCCCUCCCUCUGCGUACUUCAGCAAUAAUAAAAGACAGGGCUAUGGGAAAGAGGCCAAACGGGAGCAGGACAAACCCAAAAUGGCCUUCAAGUGGUCAGAGGGGCAGGGUGGAGGGCGCAAGGAGCCGCCCCAGGCCAAGCCCAAAAGUACUCCUAUGUCCCAGCCUCAGCCCAGAAGUACUCCUAUACCCCAGCGAAGUACCCCUGUACCCUCACAACCUCAACCCACACCAUCCCCUGCUCAGCCCCAAAACACUGUCCAACCCCAAAAUACACCUGCACCUCCAGCCCCUCAGUGCCCCCCUCAACCCCCACCUCAGUACCCCACCUCUCAACAGCCCCAACCCCAAUACACACCACCUCCACCCCCACAAACACACCCUCAGUUUGAUUCCCCAUUUCAGCCCCAAUUUUCACCUCCACCCUUUCAUCCCCAGUAUCCCACUCCACCUCACCUCCAGUAUGCAGCCCCACCUCACUACCCACCUCAAUACACCCCACAGUAUCCCCCGCAGCCCCAAACUCGUCCCCAGUGCCCCCCUCAGCCUCAGAUCCAGCCCCCCUCCCAGAGCCUGGAUGACAUGCUGUCCUUCUACAAGAAUUCUACUUGAUCCUCACAGACCUGUCUCACACAGGUGACACACACCUGUAUUAAUCUACCCUAACACACAAACAACGUCAAUGUGUGUUAGACUUUAAUGACAUUACUGUGAUCUUUGAACCCUCAGAGGGCACCAAAGAGAAGGAACCAUUUUCGUAAUUUGACCUAUAACCUGCUUUCUUUCUUUAUGAUCUGUUAUUAAAGGAUAGCAUUUUAAUUUGACAUUGUGUUGUCUUUUCUGAUUGCUGUAUUUGUGACAGAGAACCACGAUGAGGGAAGAAAACUAUUUAAUCAAUUUUAGA
Messenger RNA from Coregonus sp. 'balchen', 4037 nucleotides. The record is from the annotation of a GenBank genome assembly. Lineage: Eukaryota; Metazoa; Chordata; Actinopteri; Salmoniformes; Salmonidae.